AUGUCCAACGUCCAUGCCAACAUGUUUGGAGCUUCUGUGGGCGAUCUCGCAAUCGCUCGCAAGAGGCCUUCCCUUAUGUCUUUGCCUUUGAACCUCAUUGCUGCAAUUGUGGCGCAUCUAGAAAAUGUUGCAGACCUCGCACGCCUCUGUCGCACAUGUCGCGUGCUGAAUUACAUGACUCUUCCCCUGCUCUACAAAGAUCUUUCUCUUACUUCGUACGACAAGAUCAGGUACCGCGAUGAAAUCGCCGAAGGAUGCGGUAGUGCCAGCCCGUUUUCCAUGGCUUUAAACGUGGUGGUGACAAGGAACAUGGGUGGGCUGGUGCGAUCUUUAACAUUGCGAGGGCAUUGGAGGGAAGAUGAAUUAGAGGAGCAUGCGAGAGUCGGGAGAGUACCAGACUCGUCAAUGAUGCUGAAUAUCGUGGUAAGGGCUGCUGUGGAUAAGAUGUCUGCUCUGGAAUCUGUCAGCUGGCAGCUUAACACAAAAAUGCUGGAGACAGUUUAUCAAGGUCUCGCCCAGCUACCUAAUUUAACCUCGUUGACAGUGCGGUUUCCAUCAAGUCGGCAUCCCCGACCGACUGCUGUUAUUCCGCCAAUGCCACAUCUACGAUGCCUUAAGAUCACCGAUAUCGACCCACUCUGUUACCCCGAUGAUAUUUCCACGUUACUCUAUGAAAGCAAAAAGCUUCGGGAGUUGGGAUUGCACUGGUCUUCCCGCAUGCGGGUAGAACAUGAGGCCAGUGUCUCCCUGUCUGAUUAUUUUCGCAAGUGUCUUGCUGCUAAAUCGCCGUUGACCAUCAAAAAGAUAUCGUUCCAAAAUCUAUAUGCAUUCCACCGGGAGGAGGUUAUGCAUGCCCUGGACCACUCCGUGCUUGAAGACUUAACCUUGCUUAACGCUCCAAAGGGUGCAGAUGAUAAUGUAUCUUUCGUGGAGUACAGCUGGCCGUUGCCAAAAUACGAGAUGAAAAUAAAAUCCUUUCGGUCUGAUCGCUUUGAUACAAGGAGCUGCGAGUUCUUGGCCAAGGUUACAGAAGUGGAACGGCUAUAUCUGGUGAACGGCUUCCGAAAUGCUGGCGAUUACAUCAACAGUCCCAGAAAUUUAUACUCGCACUCCUCCACAAGCCCUACGCCAUCUUCUAGUGAUGUAUCUUCUCCUAAACGAAGCAAAAAUGCAUCUGCUAAUUGCGCAUACCCCGCGUCUAGAGCGCAUAUCGUCAAUUUCACAUCUCAGUCCCAUCAAUCCAUGUCUAAUUUUCAACCCUAUGUACGUGACUUAUUUGUCCAAACAAUUACCUCCACGCAAGGACCUAGACUCCGUCAUCUUCUCCUCCCUUCUCGAUGGCCUCUUCCGCCUGCCCUGAUCGGACGCCUUGUGCGUUCAUGUCCCAAUUUAGAGCAGCUUGCUCUAGCAACGGAGUUGUCCAGCAUGGAAUCAGUCAGCUUUCUUCUCCCAUUUUUACUGAAACUCGUUGCUCUUCGACUCCUUAUCCCAACUUCUUAUGCCGCCUCCGAUUCCAACUCAGGGCAAGGGAUUUUCAGUCAUGAUGCCCAUCAAGUGGUUGAUAUGGAUGACCGCAUCCACAACGAAACAAUGGGCGCGUCGUUGGCGGAUAUGGAAUUAUUUGGAACAUUGAAAAUAAUCGGCCUUGGCUGGAAGGCAUGGGAGCUGGGCGAAUUUUAUACGAUUCCCCGCUCUGAAGCGACGCGCGAGUUCCGUUUUAUGGAGGCGCAUGCAAUUGCAUUGAAAUAUCAAUCUAUGACUGCUAGUCACUCAUCUUCCUCAUGUCUAACGCCUGCAGGGGCGGGAGGGCCGCCAGAAGGGAACAUCACGAUUCCAGAAACCGGCCAACACGAGCGUCAAAAGACAUCAAAGACAUGGCCGACGACAUUAUCCUCGCUGGGAAAACGAAAACAGCCUCCAGAUAGUAACGGCGAUAGCAGCAUUAAUGGCAACCAUAAAUGCGAUAACAUUAGCAAUCUCGAUUCGCCAUCCUCGCCCUCUCCUUCCCCCAUCUCAGCUUUCACGAUACCCACAAACCAACAAUUCCCACAGGCUACAUCCCGAACCUCCCCUUCCUCUACAACGGCAACAUCCGUCACUCCACCGGCCGAAUUCCAAGCCCAAGCGCAACCCACUAACCCCUCUAUAACACGUCUACAACCGUCUCCGCCUUCUCCGUUCGAACUCAAUCCGCCUUUCACUUACAAUAGCACUGGCGAGCUUGUAUCCCAAGAGAUCAUCACAGAAGUGACUCGUUGCAUAUUCACAGAGCAAACUAGAGAUUCCGAGGUGCUUCAUCGACGCCGCGUGAAGCGGGUGGGGUGGGAAGUGCUGAAACAUUGGGAGAUUUGGGGGUUGGAUGUUCAGGAAAUUUGA
Molecule: messenger RNA, 2376 nt
Organism: Paracoccidioides brasiliensis Pb18
Exons: 3
Coding region: 1-2376 (791 amino acids)
Molecular function (GO): protein binding
Source: RefSeq, a predicted model, not a curated record